AUGCACUUCCCCACCGUCGCCGUCUUCGCCGCCCUCCUCUCGGGCUCUGCCCUCGCCGCUCCCGCCGCGAACGUCAAGUCCAUGGCUGUCGCCUCCACCACCUGGACCAUUGAGAACACCCGCCGCGCCUGCAAGGCCAACGACUGCACCUGGACCUUCUCGGUCAACACCGGCUCCUCCAACACUCCCUGCACCUUCCACACCAAGUCGACCGGCUCGGCCCUGCCCAGCCGCGCCAACGGCGAGGCCCAGACCUGCGGCCCUUACACCGUCACCAGCAGCUGGUCCGGCCAGUUCGGCGAGGGCAACGGCUUCACCACCCUGGCCGUCGUCAACCGCUCCAGCAAGCAGAUCGUCUGGCCCGCCUACACCGACAAGCAGCUCGCCAAGGCUGUCGUUGUCAAGCCCAACCAGAACUACCCCGUCCAGGCCCUCCCUUAA
This is a messenger RNA of Verticillium nonalfalfae, 441 nucleotides long. RefSeq lists its product as uncharacterized. The transcript has a single exon. The coding region runs from base 1 to 441 and encodes 146 amino acids. NCBI's taxonomy places the organism in Eukaryota, Fungi, Ascomycota, Sordariomycetes, Glomerellales, Plectosphaerellaceae. The record is from RefSeq and is a predicted model, not a curated record.